AUGUCCAAGCCGGUCAUCGUCAUCGUGCCAGGUGCUUGGCAGAAGCCCGUCGUUUGGAAUGACCUUGUGCAACAACUACACACCGCAGGUUUCGAGGCUAUCCAUGUCGAACUGCGUACCGUUGGUAGCACAGCGACGCCUCUCCACCGUCUAGCUGACGACGUUGCAGCGGUGCAAUACGUGCUCGGCGAGCUUGCCCGCCAGGGCAAGACAGCCUUGUUGUUGGGUCAUUCCUCCGGUGGCCUAGUUGGCAGCAACGCGAUAAAAGGCCAGGACAAUGUCAUAGGCAUGAUCUAUUUGGCCACCUUCGCGAUCCCUCAUGGCAAGGCUUUGCUCGAUAUGCUCGGUGGAAAACCUCUCCCGUGGAUGGAAUACAAGGGCGACCGGGUUUUCGGGCGUCAAGAAAUGUUGGCUGACGUUAUGUUCAACGACCUCAACGCCGAAGAACAGCAGAGAUGGAUGACCGAGAUGACGCACACGUCAGCCGCGCUUUUCGCAACGCCCAGUGGCUACGAGCCUUGGAAGGAUGGGAUACCUUGUGCUUACAUCUUUUGUGCCAAGGACCAUGCGCUACCACUGGCCGCCCAGCAGAAAAUGGCGGCGCAACUUGGACCAGAGGCCAAAGCCGUCACGCUUGAAUCAGGCCACUGCCCUUUUCUGAGCAUGCCUGAACAGCUGGUAGAUGCUAUUCAAAUGCUCGAAGCGCAAAUGCGAGGGACCUAUUCAUAG
Neurospora crassa OR74A is the source of this 729-nucleotide messenger RNA. RefSeq lists its product as hypothetical. The coding region runs from base 1 to 729 and encodes 242 amino acids. The record is from RefSeq and is a predicted model, not a curated record. NCBI's taxonomy places the organism in Eukaryota, Fungi, Ascomycota, Sordariomycetes, Sordariales, Sordariaceae. The transcript has 2 exons.